GCGCGGCCGGGCUGGCAGCCGCAGGUGGGGCUGCUCACGGCGACGGACCUAGCCCGGGAGCCCCGGAGCCCCGGAGCCCCGCAGCCCCGCAGCCCCGCGGAGAGUGCCCAGGAUGCCCCGCGGGGACUCCGAGCAGGUGCGCUACUGCGCGCGCCUCUCCUACCUCUGGCUCAAGUUCUCGCUGGUCAUCUACUCCACGGUGUUCUGGGUGACAAAUGAGGCCCAAAGAGGAGACGGGACAUGGCCGGGAGCACUGAGCUGGUAACGAAGGCCCAGAAUGCCAGCCCGCAUCUCUUGUCUCUCCUCUGCUGUUCCCUCUGCGCAGGAGGCAAGCUGCUGAUCGGAGCCUUGGUCCUGUCAGUGGGGAUCUACGCAGAGGUGGAACGACAGAAAUAUAAGACCCUUGAAAGCGCCUUUCUGGCCCCGGCCAUCAUCCUUAUCCUCCUGGGGGUCAUCAUGUUCAUUGUCUCCUUCAUUGGCGUGCUGGCUUCCCUCCGUGACAACCUGUGCCUUCUCCAAGCGUUUAUGUACAUCCUUGGGAUUUGCCUCAUAAUUGAGCUCAUCGGUGGCGUGGUGGCCUUGAUCUUCCGGAACCAGACCAUCGACUUUCUGAAUGACAACAUUCGAAGAGGAAUCGAGAACUACUAUGACGAUCUGGACUUCAAAAACAUCAUGGACUUUGUUCAGAAGGAGUUCAAGUGCUGUGGCGGGGAAGACUACCGGGAUUGGAGCAAAAACCAGUACCACGACUGCAGCGCCCCUGGACCGCUGGCCUGUGGGGUGCCCUACACCUGCUGCGUCAGAAACACGACGGAAGUGGUCAACACCAUGUGCGGCUACAGAACUAUUGACAAGGAGCGCCUCAGCGUGCAGGAUGUCAUCUAUGUGCGGGGCUGCACCAACGCUGUGCUCAUCUGGUUCAUGGACAACUACACCAUCAUGGCGGGCCUCCUGCUGGGCAUCCUGCUCCCCCAGUUCCUGGGGGUGCUGCUGACAUUCCUGUACAUCACCCGGGUGGAGGACAUCAUCAUGGAGCACUCUGUCACUGACGGACUCUUGGGGCCCGGCGCCAAGCCCAGCGUGGAGGCAGCAGGCACAGGGUGCUGCAUGUGUUACCCCAAUUAGCGCCCCCGUCUGGACCGUGCCGGGAGCGCACCGCUCAGGCCACUGCACGGUGGCUGCACAGGACUGCGGAUCCUCUCCCCACACUUGGCACUGACCAAAACCCUGGCUGUGUUUGCUCUGGUGGCCUGUCCAGGCCUCCCUCGGCCACCGUCCCUCUGGGGAGCGGAGCCCCUCCCCAGCUCUGGGGUCCUGUGCCUGCCCACCCUCCUCAGCGUGGGGAACAAGGGCGCCCCUUCUCUAGGCCCGCGCCGCCGCGGAAGGGGGUGCUCAGGGCUCAGCUCAGGGCCCAUUUCAUUUCUGGCAAUGCCAUGGCCUGUGGUGUUUAUGCCCCUUUGAGGGCAAUUUUGUAGUAAUUCGUAAGCGAGGACGGAGGAGACCGUGUGUGCCUUGUGGGGGCUGGGGUGUGUAGCCCCCACGGCCCCGGAGUCCCUCAGCCACGCCCCAGAGGCCAGAUUGGGCUCAUUUCACAGCCUCAAGGGACCUUGAGCCCUCGCCAAGGCUGCUGCUUUGCUGACCCCGUUUUCUACGUGAUUUUGUAACAUUCAUUUUGUACACGGUUAACAGGAGUUUCUGACUAAUCAAAGCUGGGUGUUUACCCACACACCCCAUUCUUGCCCUUCCAAGCCAGUUUAUUAAUCAAACAAUAAAGAUGUGAUUUUUUUAAAAAAUUUUUU
Messenger RNA from Callorhinus ursinus (northern fur seal), 1799 nucleotides. RefSeq names its product tetraspanin 15 (gene TSPAN15). The record is from RefSeq and is a predicted model, not a curated record. Lineage: Eukaryota; Metazoa; Chordata; Mammalia; Carnivora; Otariidae. Gene Ontology annotation, cellular component: plasma membrane.